Rotaria sordida is the source of this 991-nucleotide messenger RNA. The record is from the annotation of a GenBank genome assembly. NCBI's taxonomy places the organism in Eukaryota, Metazoa, Rotifera, Eurotatoria, Philodinida, Philodinidae.
AUGGAACGUGUAUUAGAAGAAAUAUUUGGCGACGUCUUGCUUCCACGUCUUUAUCCACAAAGUUUCGUCGCUAAAACGGAUAUAAAUAAAACACGAGGUAUUCUUUUACAUGGACCACCCGGCACUGGAAAAAGUCUCAUUGCUCGAACUGUGUGUGAUAUAUUAAAAGUAAAUCCGAAAGUAAUACGUGGUCCAGAAAUCUUUUUAUCCAUGCUGGGUCAAUCAGAACAAAAUAUUCGAGAUUUGUUUGAAGAAGCUCGUCAAGAUCAACGAAACUUUGGUUCCAACAGUAAAUUACACGUGAUUGUAUUCGACGAAAUCGACGCUGUGUGCAAAAAUCGAACACAGAAUAGUUCAGUACGCGAUACCGUGCAUGAUAAUGUUACUGCUCAGCUCCUGGCUGAGAUCGAUGGAAUGAUUUAUCUUGACAAUAUUCUCUUAAUCGGCACAACAAAUAUUCUCGAAGCAAUCGAUCCAGCACUGCUUCGUCCAGGACGUAUGGAGAAAGUUAUUAAGAUUGAGUUACCAGAUGCAGCUGCUCGCUCUGCUAUUUUUGAUAUCCAUACAAAAGCACUUAUCCGUAAUGCAGCACUUAAUGAAGACGUCGACAUCAACCACAUCAUUCGCCGUACCCAAGCAAUGACCGGAGCACAUGUAGAACAAAUUGCUCGAUUGGCAGUUCAGGCUGCUAUGCGACGAGACAUUUUAAAGCCAGAUAAAUUCGAUAUUACCGAAGAAGAGGCCGAAGCCCUUGAAGUUUGUCAUCGAGAUUUCAUCGAAGCUUUAUCCAAAAUAACCAUAUGAUUUUUAAAGAAGUAAAAAAAAAUUAAAAUUAUCAUUAUAAACUGCUAUUUUUGCAUGAUCACAAAAAACAGAAUUCAUUUUACACAUUGUACUUUGUUCGAUUGCUUCUAUAGAAAUAGUUUGCAAAUUUUAAAUCUACUAUCAUAAAUGUUUUAAAUAAAAUUGCUUUUAGAGUAAUUUUUAGUCG